CAUGGCAAGUGAAUAAACUCUACUCUCCCGAUCGAGGUCUGCAUUUAGCUCAGUAUCCGUAUAGUCGUUGUGUUGGGAUAGUGAUACUCUGUAUGUGUUGGAUUUUCUCAUCUGCGAUAUAAGACAUGGCGUGCAACUGCCCGGUGACCCAACCGGGUCCCACCCUCGCGGCAACGUGCGGGGGUGCCCAGUACAUGCUGUUCAUGGGCUUGCUGGAGGUGUUCCUGAGGUCCCAGUGCGAUCUGGAGGAUCCUUGCGGGAGGCUGGAGAGCUCGCCUCUGUUCCCAGAGUACGAUUUUAUCAUAGUAGGCACUGGCAGCGCGGGAUCGGUGGUCGCCAGUCGGCUGUCGGAGAUACCCGAGUGGAGGGUUUUGACGAUAGAGGCAGGUCUAGACGAACCUACAGGCACGCAGGUACCGUCGAUGUUCUUAAAUUUUAUCGGUUCGGACAUAGACUGGGGCUUCCAAACAGAACCUGAGACUCAGGCCUGUCUAUCAGAGAAUGAGAGGAGGUGUUACUGGCCGAGGGGAAAGGUAGUUGGAGGCACGUCGGUCAUGAACGGCAUGAUGUAUAUCAGAGGGUCCAGGAAAGACUACGACGAUUGGGCUGCGCUAGGCAACGAGGGUUGGAGCUACAACGAAGUCCUCCCUUACUUCUUAAAGAGCGAGGACAACAAACAAAUCGACGAGAUGGACCAGGGCUUCCACUCCAAGGGAGGUCUUUUGACUGUGUCUAGAUUCCCUUACCAUCCACCGCUAUCCAAGGCAAUUCUAAAGGCGGGCGAAGAACUAGGUUACAAAACAAGAGACUUGAAUGGAAACCACCACACCGGCUUUGCCAUAGCACAAACCACCAACAGAAACGGCUCGAGAAUGAGCACGGCCAGAGCAUUUUUGAGGCCUUUCAAGCACAGGAGGAACCUGCAGAUCCUGAUGAACGCCACGGUGACAAGAGUCCUUAUAAACACGAACACGAAGCAAGCUUACGGGGUUGAGGUGUUGCGUGAUGGAAAGAAACAGGUCAUCUAUGCCAGUAAGGAAGUUAUAGUGUCCGGAGGUGCUGUGAAUUCUCCUCAAAUUCUUCUUCUUUCCGGAGUGGGACCAAGGGAGGAACUGCAGAAGGUAAAUGUGCCGGUGGUGCACGAUUUACCUGGAGUUGGCAAGAAUCUCCACAACCACGUUGCCUUCUUCAUCAACUACCACAUCAACGACACCAAUAGUGCUCCAUUAAACUGGGCUACUGCUAUGGAGUACCUGCUUUUCAGGGAUGGGCUCAUGAGUGGUACAGGUAUAUCAGAGGUGACGGGUUUUGUCAACACCAAGUACCGAAAUCCUGAACUGGAAGACCCGGACAUCCAGUUCUUCUUUGGAGGUUUCUUGGCGAACUGUGCCCGAACAGGGCAAGUUGGCGAGAAAGUGGACAACAGCACCAGGUCGAUUCAGAUAAUACCCACGGUUCUGCACCCAAAGAGCAGAGGAUCUAUCCGGUUAAGGGAUAACAACCCUCUAACCUACCCCAUGAUCUUCGCCAACUACUUCACCCAUCCAGAUGACAUCAACACUCUGGUGGAGGGAAUCAAAAUUGCCCUGAAGCUAGCAGAAACAAAAGCGUUGAAGAAAUAUGGCUUCCAAUUGGACAGGACGCCGGCACCUGGUUGCGAGAACAUCUCCUUCGGGUCGGAUAGUUACUGGGCGUGCGCAGUGAGACAACAGACAGGUCCGGAGAACCAUCAAGCGGGCAGCUGCAAGAUGGGGCCCUCUAAGGACCCCAUGGCUGUCGUCAACCCGGAUUUGCAGGUAUAUGGGAUCGACAGAUUGAGGGUAAUAGACGUCAGUAUAAUGCCAAGGGUGACCUCCGGCAACACCAACGCCCCCGCGAUCAUGAUAGCGGAAAAGGGGUCUGAUUCCAUAAAAUCAAGAUGGCUGACGCCCGAAUCGGGGUUUUUCUACACGAAUUCCCCUAGCCAGAGAAUAGACAGGCAGUGGGGGUCUUGGUAAUGUCCCUGCACCACCUAGAAGUAUUUCAAUUGACUUUUUUUUAACUCGGACAAGUGGUGGACUUUAAAGACGUACAAUUGCGUGUCAGUGUAGCGUUUUGUAGUUAUAUAUUUCGAAUUUAUAAAGAAUUAAACACAUUUAGUUUUCAAUGGCGUCCUUGGGUUGGAUUAAAAAUCAUGGUGGUGAUGGUGCAGUUCAUUCAACGUGAAAUGGUAAUAGUGGAAGGUAAAACAAGGGACAAUACUAUUCUUAAAAAGAACGUGAAUUUGGAAUUAAAAAUAAAAUCAGUGCUCAGAAAGACAUAAUGACGUAGAUUUGUGGUAAACACGAUAUUUCUAACAAAAUUUCAACCAUUAUAUGAUGUGACGUCUUAAAAACGUCCGAUUAACAUUUUUUCUCGUGAAAUAAAAGAUCUAUCUUUGGAAUCCGAUGUUCUACAAUGUAUAUCUAAAAAAAUGUAAAUAAAAAUGUAAUACGUCUAUAAACUGACGUCUUUUUAGCGUUUUGGUGGUUUUAAAUGCAUUUGGACCAAUUUUAGAGACUAACGGUGAUUGUAAAUUUAAAUUAUUUGUAAUGUAUAUAGCGGUUACUAAAAAAAUAAGCCCAGCAACCUACAUUGAGAAAACUGGUUUCAUUAUAGUCAAUUAUUAUUUUUUUUCUUCUGGAAUGCACCAAAUAUCAGUAAGGCAGCAUAUUCUACAAAUUUCUGUACAAAUAUAUCAGUACAACAUGCACAGACGUAAUUGUUUAUAUUGUAUAGAGAAAUCUAUGUACCUAAUUUAUCAUUUAGUAUUUAUUGUUAUUGUGUGAAUUUCAAAUAAAUUUUUUACAGUA
This is a messenger RNA of Anoplophora glabripennis (Asian longhorned beetle), 2831 nucleotides long. RefSeq names its product glucose dehydrogenase [FAD, quinone]. Bases 126 to 1997 code for a protein of 623 amino acids. The record is from RefSeq and is a predicted model, not a curated record. The transcript is spliced from 10 exons. Gene Ontology annotation, molecular function: flavin adenine dinucleotide binding; oxidoreductase activity, acting on CH-OH group of donors. Lineage: Eukaryota; Metazoa; Arthropoda; Insecta; Coleoptera; Cerambycidae.